This is a messenger RNA of Xyrauchen texanus (razorback sucker), 3617 nucleotides long. Its product is annotated as zinc finger protein 385D-like. Gene Ontology annotation, molecular function: zinc ion binding; nucleic acid binding. Lineage: Eukaryota; Metazoa; Chordata; Actinopteri; Cypriniformes; Catostomidae. The record is from RefSeq and is a predicted model, not a curated record. The coding region runs from base 422 to 1648 and encodes 408 amino acids. Gene Ontology annotation, cellular component: nucleus. The transcript has 8 exons.
CAGAACAAAUGAGCAGCCGCCGCUCGACUCCCACCACAGAUGCUGAUAUUGGCACCACGGAGAGAGCUCAUUCAACGAGGAGUCAGAUUACAGGUGAGAGAAUCACCUCGCGCAGAGCCACAGCUGACGAUAAGAGGACAGAGCUGGGAGCUGCAAGAGAGAGAGACAGACUGAGAGCACAUGACCGAGAGUUCUUCUAAAGUAGGAUCUCACUGAGCGUUAGGAGCCAGUUGACACAGACAGCCACAAACACACAGAGCCACCAAGACAACACGAGAAAAUUACGGACCACAGUGUUGUGGAAGCUCGCAGUGUCACGGACGCUCUGUCAAACAUACAGAUGAGACGCUGCUGAGAACAUGGACUCACUCUUGAAGGCAGCGGUGUAUGGGGAUGCCACAGAUCUGGACGCGUGAGGACCAUGGAGAGCAUGUAUUUUGGUAAUCCAUGUCAGAGUGGACUGGUGCCAGGACUGGUUCGAGCUCCUCUGCCUGCUGUACCGCCCUCACUGGCCAUGAAACACUUCCUCCCGUUCGCUCUGGAUAGCGGCUCCACACUCAGACUCAUUCCCAGCUUCAGCACUAUGGACCCUGUUCAGAAAGCCGUUUUACAUCAUACGUUUGCAGUUCCCGCUGCCUCUAAAAGGAGAGCCUCCGCAUGCAGCAUGUGCCAGCUGAGGUUUAACUCACAGAGCCAGGCAGUGGCCCACUACAAAGGCACCAAACACGCCAAGAAGCUCAAGUCCUUGGAUGUCCCGAAAUGCCUCAAACAGAAGAGCUCUCUGGUCAGCAAGGAAAACACCAACAAGGAGCUGCAUGAAGGCCACUCUCUCUCGACGGUGGCCAACAACACUGAAGGAAAAAGUGUAUGUCCUAGAGAGCUUGUGGCCCCUUCAUCACCCUCUUUUCCCCUGAUGUCUGGCCCCGACACGGGCCCCACCGAAGCAGAGUCUACCUCAGUAUCAGGAGGGGAGGACGGCCCCUCCCUCACACCCAACACGCCUCCACCCGUGGAGCCCGAAUCCGAGCUGAAUGCAGAGACAGAAGAGGAAAAAUCUCUGCGUCUGCUAUACUGUUCCCUCUGUAAGGUGGCCGUGAACUCAGUAUCACAGUUGGAGGCACAUAAUAGUGGCACCAAGCACAAGACCAUGAUGGAGGCACGGAGUGGGAGUGGCUCCAUCAAAUCCUUUCCCAGGCCAGGACUCAAAAGCAAGCUUACUACACCCACUAAAGCAGACACGGGCCUGCAGAACAAGACAUUCCACUGUGAAACCUGCAACGUGCACGUCAAUUCAGAAACACAGCUCAAACAGCAUAUCAGCAGCAGACGCCACAAAGACAGAGCUGCAGGAAAACCAGCUAAACCCAAGUACAGUCCAUACCCCAAAACACAACGAGGACCCACCAAUCAGACACAGGUGAAGAUGCCGACUGUUAAAGAUUUGUGCCAACCCCUCACAACCAGGAUAAUGCCCUCUCACCUGGCAGCUGUCGCCGCAGCGGCCGCUGCUGUUGGCUCCACCUUUCCGUUGCGUGCCUGCCACAACCCUGCCCUCUUUCAGACUCAGUCCCUCCCCGCUGCACUGCUCCGUCCCACCCCUGGGCCAAUCAGGACUGCUCGCACGCCUGUACUGUUUGCCCCUUAUUGACUUUUGAACGAUGACCACUGGUGGACUUCAUGUGCUUGGAUCAUUGCCGCCGCCCCCGUCACCUCGCGCUGGGCACACUGACCGAAUCUAAUGCGUGAUUUCGCAAUAAUUUAAAAAUGAAACACAAACCAGGUAACUAUGCAUUGCUGUUUUCAUGUGACAUUGAUGUUAAGCUAUAAAUAAUGUGCUGAAUGUUUGAUUUUUACAUCAUCAUCAUUGGUUAAAAUACAAGACCAAUUGGGGAAUUCAAGAAUAAUUUGUGGACCGAUUGACAAAGUUGAGCAAAAUUCAGAAAUUAACAAUAUUCUCCCUUUUAAUUUGGUGACGCCCCACAGGAUGUUGAAUUGGAAUGAUAGAAAGAGGAAAAUACUGAAUAUCAUAAAACAUAAAUAGUUACACUGUUAAUUUGGAGUAAUUAAUAGAUAUGUAGAGUGCGUUUUUUUCCUCAGCUGAUUAAACAAGCUUAAACUACGUUCAAUGUUUAUUAUAUUUAUUAUGUAAUAAUUAAUAUAUAAAUUAAAUAUAAAAUAUUAAAACUGAAGUGUGUAACUUUUUCUGUUAAUAUACCUUUCCUUAUCCCUCUUUAAAAUGCAAAGACAACUUUAAGCCAUUAGUAGGUAAAGUUUCUGGAAAUCUGUAAACACUGUGUCCCUGUGGUGCUAUGAAAAUUCCUGGGGGUUCUCUCUUUUUAGCGAACCCUCCAUCCCAACACAACAACAUUGACUUAACCAAUGGCAUGAGUUUGGGGCGAGACUAUCUGUUUGUUCGAUUAACAGCAGACGGAGAGCAUGCGGAAAGUUUGAUUCAAUGUGGUAAAUGCUAAAUGCUCUGCACUUAUAUAGUGCUUUUUUUAACCUUAGAGGUUACCAAAGCACUUUACACUGUGUCCCAUUCACCCAUUCACACAUACUCAUACACCAUUGGCGGCAGAGCUGCCAUGCAAGGCGCUAGUCAUGCAAGGCUCUGCCAUUGGGAGCAACUUGGGGUUCAGUGUCUUGCCCAAGGACACUUAGGCAUGGAGUCGUGUGGGCCGAGAAUAGAUCCGCCAACCCUGCGAUUAGCAGCCGACCUGCUCUACCACCAAAUGGCACACUGCAGCUUUAAUAAUAUGUUUUUAAAUAAUAAUAUUUAAAUAAAUACAUUAUAAAAGGUUUAAUAAAUUAUAGCAUUCUGGGAAGUGUUCUUCCACCAUGCUCCGAAACAUUUAAAAAAAUAUAUACAAAUUGUAUUUAAAUGAAAUACAAUGUAAUGUAGGUAUCAUUUCAAACAUUUGUUGUUAAUGUAAUCUAAUGCGUAUGGAAAUGCCCCAUUUGUUGUGCAUGAAAGAGUUUUAUUGGGUAAUUCAUACUGGAAAAUGCAAUGCAUUAUGAACUACCUUUACAGCAGUUACAAUCAUUUCUUUCUUUACUACAUUAAAUUCAAUUGACAACUCUGUACCGUGCUUGUUACCUCAAUUCAAAUCAAAUUUAGAAAUUUAAAAAUGUUACAAUAAUUCUCAAUUCAACCAUGAAUGGCGCUCAACCCUGCUGACUGACUGAUGCUGAUUUUGGGGGUAAAAUGGGACUUUGUAUUUCUUUGCUGUUUUGCACUUUAAGUCCUUUCAGUUGUCGAUCUUCAGUGCUUUCCCGCUGUAUGUGUACUGUACCAGUUUGUGUAUGUGUGCAGGAGGUUGGGGAAAAUACGUGGGUGAUUUCCAAAGUAGUAGUAGUCCUACUGAUUCAUGUCAAAGCAAGGUAAAAAAAUAAAAUAUAUAAAAAUAUUGGGAUGUUUGUGAAGCAGAUGAGUAUGUAUAUUUGUAGGAGUGUUUAUGCCUGUGCGUUGCGGGGGUGUGAGUUAACAGGCUUUUCACCUAAAACUGUCCCUGGAAAAAUCGAAUGAAUACUACAUUAGCUACAGGGGCCAUAAAGCUUGUCUGUCACUUCUCGCAGUGUGAAAAAGAUAAACAAUUUCAAAUAAAGAAUCCUGCUUU